Messenger RNA from Cydia strobilella, 1216 nucleotides. RefSeq lists its product as uncharacterized. Gene Ontology annotation, molecular function: fucosyltransferase activity. The transcript has 4 exons. Gene Ontology annotation, cellular component: membrane. Bases 29 to 1216 code for a protein of 395 amino acids. NCBI's taxonomy places the organism in Eukaryota, Metazoa, Arthropoda, Insecta, Lepidoptera, Tortricidae. The record is from RefSeq and is a predicted model, not a curated record.
GCCUAAGCAGAAAUACGUUUAUGCCAAUAUGGAGUCGCCUCAAAAUUUUCCCGUUUACGACACUCACCUUAACGGUUACUUUAAUUGGACUUGGACUUUUAAGUUGGAUUCUGAUUUGCGUUGGGGCUACUUCACAGUUUACAACUUGGCAGGGCAAAUUGUUGGGCCUAAAAAAGAAAUGCAUUGGCAAGAGAUGGAUCCUAUAGACGACGAGACCGAGGCUCGUUUGUCUUCGAAGAGCGUAGCAGCAGCUUGGUUCGCGUCUAAUUGUAACACAAUUAGUGAAAGGGAAGCAUUUGCUAAAGCUUUGAAAAGAAAGCUACAACGGCGCGGACUUUUAUUACACGUCUACGGAGCGUGUGGCCAUAGGCGCCAUCGCCAUGGCGUGUGUUCGCGGGGAAAUCCAGAGUGUGAUAAAGUGUUGGAAAAGAAAUACUACUUUUACUUGGCAUUUGAGAAUUCGCUGUCUGAAGACUAUGUGACAGAAAAGGUGCUGACGGCUCUGAAUCACUACACGGUGCCUGUUGUGUUCGGAGGAGCUAAUUAUUCCAGGUUCCUGCCUCCGGGCAGCUACUUGGAUGCGCGCGAGUUGGGCGCCAAGCGUCUGGCGGCACGGAUGGCCGCCAUCAUUCAUGAACACAAGAGAGGCAACGGCAGUAUGUACCAUGACUUCUUUAGGAUGCUGUUAGUGCUGCCGUGCACGCGCCGCACCAGCGACGCCACCCGCUUGCGCAUGAUGAUUAUUAUUAGGAGUAUUAGGACCCUGCCUCUUUACGGCUCCAGCCGGCCACGACAUUGUGCGACCAGCGGCGGCGGCAGCGGCAACCAUAACCAUAGGUGGGAACAAAAAGUCCGAUCACUGUGUCUCGCUCCAACCUAUAGUUGCAGCCGCCAGUCGCGCAAUGUCGUGGCCGAGCCGUUAGGUGAGGAGUCUACUGUGUUCUCUCAGUUCGUUUGCCAAUUGCCAGCGGCGCUCAGCACACCCCGGUCGCCGCCGCUCGAGCGACCACUCAGUUUUCAAGUUUUUCGAUGGUUAUUUUUCAGAUGGCGAAACCAUUACACAUUCAAAGCAACAGCUCAGGAAGAAGAUGUAUGCAACAUAUGUAAACUGCUCAACGACCAAGCAGCAAUGACAAAAACGACUGUUUAUGGAGAUUUUAGAGAAUGGUGGAUGGUCAAGAGCCUCUCAGAAACAGUAAUAUCCAGAAUAAGAUAA